This is a messenger RNA of Leptosia nina, 960 nucleotides long. Lineage: Eukaryota; Metazoa; Arthropoda; Insecta; Lepidoptera; Pieridae. The record is from the annotation of a GenBank genome assembly.
AUGUCUAACCCCAAAGUUGACGCAAAACCACAGGAGUUGGUUUCUCUCCCGACAUUAUUACAGUUGAUUCCAGACUUUCGUACGGAACUAAACUCGGAAGUCUAUAGGUUUAUACGAUCAUGUGACUCUGCAUUUAACUUAGCGACUAUUCAGCAACAGGAAUUGUUAUUAGUUUAUGCCUUAAACAAAAUUACUGGUCCCUCUUCUUCAGAGAUCCACGCCAAAAAAUAUAAAAAUUGGGUCGAAUUAAAAACAUAUUUAAUUCAGAGAUUCUCACAAACGAAAACACUAGGUCAUUUAAAUUUAGAACUCCAGACCAUGUUUCAAAAACCAAACGAGACUGUCACUGAGUAUUACCAUAGAGUCGACCUUUGUCGCAAUAAAAUCUUAGAGAAAUUAACAACCGAAAUAACUGACGAUUCUCUAAUCGGUAGAAAACUAACGGCGGAAGAAACGGCUUUAAAUGUUUUUAUUAACGGUCUUAGUUCCGACAUAGGAGUAAUGUUAAGAACUCGCGAAUUCUCUAAUAUUAAUGAUGCUGGCAAUUUUGCCAUGCAAGAAGAAAAAAUUAGGAGAAUGAAUAAGGCACGGCAAGCGUUAAUCCCCAAUACAAGACCUCCAGUUCGUAAUUAUCCUAUUCCUCGUCCUUCACCUAAGUUUUCCGAACAAAGAGUCCCACAUAUAACAUCUACUCCACAAUAUACACUAAAGUUUUGUAAUUAUUGUAAAAACAAAGGACACAAUAUAUCCGAGUGUCGCAAACGUCAUUUCAAUAAUAAUAAUAACAGACAUACAUUCAACACACAAAACUCGCAAAACAUACAUGUCAACCAUUUAAACUCACAGACGGCCGAAGAGACGAGCGAGUCUUCGGAAACCGUUUCAAUUCCUUGCACUCUCGCUCAAGUCCACGUAUCGAACCCGGGCAACCAAGAACUCGAGAACAUUCAAUUUCAGUAA